AGCAAGGUCACAAAGGUAACAAAACAAAGCCACCAUCCCGCUCGGAGUGAAACGAUAGAAAGAGAAAGAAAGAGGAAAGAUAAUUUUUCCGGGAAAAUUCCAGUGCUGAUCGGAAUCGGAAAUGAGUAGGGUUUGGUUUUUGCUAUUCCUUCUUCUGAUAUCGAAAUGCGAUGAAGUGUGGAGCUCCUAUGCGGGUUCCGCCAGCUCCAUCAUCAACCCUUCCAAGGUCAAACAUGUUUCCUGGAAGCCAAGAGCUUUCGUGUAUGAAGGUUUCCUCACGGAUUUGGAGUGCGACCACUUGAUCUCUAUAGCCAAAUCAGAGCUUAAGAGAUCUGCCGUGGCUGAUAAUCUCUCUGGAGAGAGCACGUUGAGUGAUGUUCGAACAAGCUCUGGCAUGUUCAUUUCCAAGAAUAAGGAUCCUAUUGUUAGUGGAAUAGAAGACAAGAUUUCGUCAUUGACCUUUCUUCCUAAAGAAAAUGGGGAAGAUAUACAAGUAUUGAGAUAUGAGCAUGGACAGAAAUACGACCCGCAUUAUGAUUACUUCACUGAUAAGGUUAACAUUGUUCGGGGUGGACACCGCGUCGUGACUGUUCUCAUGUAUCUCACUAAUGUAACCAAAGGCGGUGAGACAGUGUUCCCUUCUGCUGAGGAAUCUCCACAUCGCAGAAGCUCUGAAACAAGUAUCGAUCUCUCUGAAUGUGCCAAAAAAGGAAUAGCAGUGAAACCGCGUAGAGGGGAUGCACUUCUUUUCUUCAGUCUCCACACAAAUGCUACCCCAGACACUAGCAGUCUCCACGCUGGAUGCCCUGUGAUCGAAGGUGAAAAAUGGUCGGCAACAAAGUGGAUUCACGUAGACUCGUUUGACAAGACGGUGGGAGAUGGAGGGGACUGUUCUGAUCGACAUGUAAGCUGUGAGAGAUGGGCUUCCCUUGGAGAAUGCACUAACAAUCCCGAGUAUAUGAUUGGAUCUUCAGACCUUCUUGGCUAUUGUAGGAAGAGCUGCAAGGCAUGUUAGAAAUUUUACUCAAUGCUUUUCCAGGAUCCUACCACGGCUUUCAGAUUUCAACUACUUCUGCAUCAUCGUAAUGCUGUUCUACCAUCUCAAUCUCCUCACUUCAAAUGGAAGAAUUCACUUCUUAUUUUGUAUGUAUAAGAAGAUAUGACAAAUUCAAAUUAAUUUAUUAUUAUCUUGAUUUUAUAA
This is a messenger RNA of Vigna angularis (adzuki bean), 1201 nucleotides long. Its product is annotated as probable prolyl 4-hydroxylase 4. The record is from RefSeq and is a predicted model, not a curated record. Gene Ontology annotation, molecular function: iron ion binding; procollagen-proline 4-dioxygenase activity; L-ascorbic acid binding. The transcript has 7 exons. Bases 122 to 1015 code for a protein of 297 amino acids. Gene Ontology annotation, biological process: peptidyl-proline hydroxylation to 4-hydroxy-L-proline. NCBI's taxonomy places the organism in Eukaryota, Viridiplantae, Streptophyta, Magnoliopsida, Fabales, Fabaceae. Gene Ontology annotation, cellular component: endoplasmic reticulum.